Amphibalanus amphitrite is the source of this 1809-nucleotide messenger RNA. Its product is annotated as vesicle-associated membrane protein-associated protein A-like. Gene Ontology annotation, biological process: endoplasmic reticulum membrane organization. Gene Ontology annotation, cellular component: plasma membrane; endoplasmic reticulum membrane. The record is from RefSeq and is a predicted model, not a curated record. The transcript has 6 exons. NCBI's taxonomy places the organism in Eukaryota, Metazoa, Arthropoda, Thecostraca, Balanomorpha, Balanidae. Gene Ontology annotation, molecular function: FFAT motif binding. Bases 286 to 945 code for a protein of 219 amino acids.
AAAAAUAAAUAUAGUAAUAUUAAAUGUCUGGUGUGCUGAGUGAAAAUCAGCAAAUGCCUAUUUGUUAUUUAUUUAGAUGUAAAAUCAAUUUUACCAUUUUCGGAAAUCUUCGUUCGACGUUGCCAAGGUCAUUUACGCAUGCGCAUUAUACAUAAAUAUUUGUUUGGCUGAUUUGUCACGUUUGUGGAGUGUUCGUGUCGGAAGGUGGGGUGAAAAUUUGUCGUAUGUUUGUGUUGUUUUGUUGUUAGAAGUUCGUGCCCUUCCGAAUAAAUAAAAAGGGUGAAUAUGGCGUCGUCAGACAACGUAAUAGCGAUCGAGCCUUCACAGGAGCUCCGAUUUAAAGGUCCGUUCAAGGAUGAGGUGUCCAGCAGCAACCUCACGGUCACCAACACGUCCGACAAGAGGAUCACGUUCAAGAUCAAAACCACAGCGCCCAAGAGGUACUGCGUGAGGCCGAACCAGGGCAUCGUAGAACCGGGAAGCACGGUUAGCAUUGCAGUGAUGCUGCAGCCGUUUGAUUACGACCCUGCUGAAAAGAACAAGCACAAGUUUAUGGUACAGACCAUGUUCCUGCCAGACGGAGAUGAAGACCUCGAGUCACUGUGGAAGAACGCCAGCCCCGAACAGAUCAUGACCUCCAACAAGAUGCGGUGCGUGUUUGAGAUGCCGGCCGACUCGCAGGAGGAUCCGGCCAGCAGGCCGGAGCCCAAGGAUAUGAAGAUGGCAGCUGACGAGGUGCGGCGUCUCAGAGAGGAGAUGAGCAAUGCGCGCAACGAAAACCUCCAGCUCAAGGAGGAGGGGAUCCGGUUGCGCCGUCAGCUGGCGGCGGCCGGCGCCGGCAGCGGCGCCUCCGCAGAGCCCGCGCCCGUCGACACUACCAUGUACUACGUGAUGGCCAUCGUCGCGCUCAUUAUCGGCACCAUCGUCGGCAAGAUGGUGCUCUAGGGCCGGCCGCGGUGGCCGUCCCGCCCGCCGUACCGGUCCGCACCGAGCCCGCGCCGAGCCGAGAGAGAGCGCGUGCCGCCGGGGCGCCGCCGGCUGGGCCGCGCCGCCCCGGUCCGGCCGGCGCCUCCUGAACGCCGUCUACGGUCCGGCGAGCUCUGCCCGAUAUAGCAGCCACCACGGAGUGGCGGGAGCGCGCGCCCAGCGCCGCCCGCCGCCCCGCUACUAGUGUCCGAGAGAGCGAGUGCGUGCGAGAGUGACGAGAAGCGCGCGAGGAAUGACGCCACGCGUCGGCGGUUCCGGCGGCUGAGACGGCGCCGUGACUGAGAGCGUUCGGCGGCGCGCCUCAGGGACGGGCGCUCCAGGGCGAGAGUGCGUGCGCGAGCGGUGUCUGAGGCGUGAUUGGCACCUUUUCUGCGGGGCGCCGUGAUUGGCGCGCUGUGUCCGCGCGGGUGGUGAAAUCGGUGGUGUUUGGCUGUGUGGUAUUGGCGCUAGUCGUUGGGAAACCUCUUCUCGGAUGUUUAUAAGAUACCUGUUAUGUUUUACUCGCUUGUAUCUAUUAUCGGUAAAUCAUCUAUCGGUUGUGCCGUCCCUGCUGAUACCCAAAUGGUAUGCUCGUCUGUUCGUCUUCCCCUUUUCCUGGCGCCCCGCUGCUGCCCCUCCCGUCCCCCUAUCCGGGAGGUUCCCCAGUUCCCUCCGGCAGUCUGAGCCGGCGAGCAGCGCCCGCUGAGGCUCGACAGCUGACCGUCGGCCCCGGCCGGAUGUAUCGUCCGAACGUUAUAAUUGCCCAGUACACGGGAUUAUCAAUAUGCAUGUCAAUUUACCUGUCGGUGGUUUGGAAGAGUCAAUAAAUUCAAGUUCAGAUUA